This is a messenger RNA of Punctularia strigosozonata HHB-11173 SS5, 909 nucleotides long. RefSeq lists its product as uncharacterized. The transcript has 5 exons. The record is from RefSeq and is a predicted model, not a curated record. NCBI's taxonomy places the organism in Eukaryota, Fungi, Basidiomycota, Agaricomycetes, Corticiales, Punctulariaceae. The coding region runs from base 1 to 909 and encodes 302 amino acids.
AUGAAGGGCUUGUUCUCCAUCGUGUCUGCUGCGCUGUUCGCUACGGCCGUCAUCGCCGUCGCGCCGCCCGCAGAGCUCGGUCCGCUCGACGGCCUCGUCGACGGCGCGCUCGGCGAAAUCACGAACAUCCUCGACGUUCGGGAUGAUCUGCACUUCAACCCGGUCGAUAUCGAGCUGAAGACCCUGGCCACCGGCGAGAUAUCGCCGCGUUACAUGACCAACGCCAAGCGUAUGGCUCGCGGCCUCAACCCGAAAGCGCCCGUGAACCUGCGCGACCUUCCGACUUCCACCGUGUCCGCCACCCUGCCCAAGCGCUCUACCGCGCCAAACCUCAACUCCCGUUCUUACACUGGCACCGUGUCGGUCGUUUCCAACGACAACUCGUCGGUCAUCGGCUACGUCUCUGCGUCGCCGAACAAAUACGGCCAGUACGGCCUCUGCACCGACGUCGACGCCGCUCUGAAGGUGUCCUUCACCGUCUCGGACGAUUCGUCGCCGUUCGAUAUCACCGCGUCGAACGGGAUCAGCGACUUCCCCUUCUUUGGCGCCAUCGUCGGCCACGCUAGCAAGGCCGUCGACCUCGUCUCCGGCGCGCUCAACUACGUCGCGCUCGGUGGCGUUGAGCAGUGCGGCCUCGGCGCGAUCCCCUCGAUCAUCUCCAACGCGUUCUCGUUUAUCACCGGCAUCUCCGUCGCCGUCGAGAGCGCGAUCUGGUCCAUCAGCGACGACCUCGAGCUCAGCCUCGGCUGGGUAAACAGCGACGGCUCCAAGCCCGAGUCGACCGACCUCGUCUACGUCUCCACCGAGGAUGCGCUCGUCCUCACCGGCGACCUGCCCGUGUUCCGCAACUCCUUCGGCUUCUCCGCGGACGUGUCCGUCUCUUGCUCUCUCAAGCUCGUCGUCUCCUGA